AUGAAGCUCGUGUCUUCUGCCGGACUCUUAUCUCUUAUCGUCGCGACCCUCUUUUCGUUGGAGAGUGUGAACGCGGCGGUUAACGAAGAAGAUGUCUUGAUUGAGAACAAGGGUAUUACAUCGGGUCAAACCUCGGAGCGGAUUGCCUACCAAUGCACCUUUCGAAACCUUUGGACCAAGAAUCGACAACCCGUGAGGUUUCCGGAAGAGCUGGGACGAUGGGCAGGACCCAUUCUCUGGACUCAUACGUUGCAAUUCCAGCCGUGGGUGCGGGACAAGGCCGUCACUCGAGGAGUGGAAAAGUUGGCAGAGGAUGGCUUUACGGAUGUGCUGGUGCAGGAAAUGGAACAGCAGGGUGGCCAGGUGAAGGAUCAUCAGGAAUACCCAAAGGGUCAAUUCUUUGUUCGAGAGAGGGAUUUCGUUCACAUUCCACCCAUUGAGGCUGACUUUACGUACCCCUACCUUUCCAUGAUGGCGAGCAUUAUGCCCAGUCCUGAUUGGUACACUGGAUUCUACAGCUUUUGGCUCAUUGAUGAUUACACCCGCACUUGGUACGAUCAUCUCAAAAUUCAGGUCAAACCCUGGGAUGCUGGGACCGAUGCCGGUGCCUCGUACGAGUCUCUAGAAAAUGAUUUGGAUCCACCCCUUCCCAUUCAACGAUUCGUCCCUCGCAAUGCCCCGGAAGGAGGAGAAUUGAGAGGACCCGACGGAGAAACUGUCCCCGUGGUGGGCGAAAUUGAAUGCUUUUUGGUCGUUGGUGAAGACGAUAUCAUCAUGCCCGAUUGCGAUUGGUUUGCCAAUCCCUGCUGCAACGAAACGGACACGGUAAAUUGCAAUAACACGCUUCCCAAUGGCGCUGUUCCCAAAUUGUCACCCGAAUACGAAUCGGUCUUGGCCAAUCCUCCCGGCGACAGGCCUUCGGCUGGUGUCAUGAUGCACGCAUCUUGGUUCAUGGUCGCAGGAUUGGCCGUUACGCAGUGGAUUUUGGAUUGA
This is a messenger RNA of Seminavis robusta, 993 nucleotides long. NCBI's taxonomy places the organism in Eukaryota, Bacillariophyta, Bacillariophyceae, Naviculales, Naviculaceae. The record is from the annotation of a GenBank genome assembly.